AUGCCAUUUGUUAUUCAAGCCUGUUCCCCAGUUGAUUCCCCCGGCCUUGGAGCCGCUAUGAUAAAAUCUCGACUCACAGAUCCCCAUUGGGUCUUCAUGUGGGAAGACAAUGUUCCCGCAGAGGAGAUGAUUUCUCGAUCUACUGACCGUAUACCUUGGAAUCUUGUGAACGGAAGGGAUACCAAGCGACAUGAAAAGGUCAUCGACGACACAACAGGGCAAGUGCUUGGGUACGCACGAUGGCUUCUACCUCCUAAUCUAGCCAAGAGGAAUGAUGUCUGGUUAGAAGCCCAAGCCCAAGAUGGGACGCCAGAAGAACGCGCAACAUAUGAGAAGUUGUCAGACGCAACUAGCAGAAAUGGUCAGCCGAUUGGCUUAAAGGGUGGCGAACAGUCCAGGUAUCGCAAUGCCCCACUGGAGGCUGCUGAUGAACGAGUGACAAAAAAUGAGAACUUCUUGGGUAAAAGCUAUCCCUAUUACCAUUUCCGUGUGAGAAACAUUCAGACUGAUGAUUUAUACUCAGCGCUUGACUAUCUUACGACUCAUCCCGAUUUCUGGCGACAGGGUGUUGGGAGCAUGCUUGUCAAAAGUGGACUGGAUGUCGCCGAUCAGUACGGCCUCAAGACCUAUGUCAUGUCUGAGCCGGCUGCAUUGAAACUAUACCUCAAUUUUGGCUUCCAGCUGAUUGAGACUGUAUCAACUGAUUAUUCCCAAUUUGGAGGAAAGGAGCCCAUGGUGCAUUAUUUUCUGACUCGUGAGCCUGUUACAUAG
Molecule: messenger RNA, 771 nt
Organism: Penicillium malachiteum
Lineage: Eukaryota; Fungi; Ascomycota; Eurotiomycetes; Eurotiales; Aspergillaceae
Product: GNAT family N-acetyltransferase
Exons: 1
Coding region: 1-771 (256 amino acids)
Molecular function (GO): acyltransferase activity, transferring groups other than amino-acyl groups
Source: RefSeq, a predicted model, not a curated record